AUGGACCCAAUGGCUAAUAGCUGUCCUAACACACAGGAUUCGACACCUGAACCAUCAAUUACCUCCAGCCAACACACUCUUGUACCUCGUCCUCCGGGAGUGUUCAAUCCCUUUGCCGGCCUAGCGGGCACUAACAGUGCGACGCGCAAGAGCUCGUUGUCCAACGACGAACUUGAUCGUGCUCCCAGUCCUUGUGAAAAUAAAGACACUGGAGCCCCGCGAACUUAUGCAUCCGAGUGGACAGAUCUCGUUCAUGACGAUGAGAGAAGACUGGCAUUCUACUUAGACAAUAUUCCUGCCUCGGACCGCAAACAACUACCCAAGACCGGCUUGUGUUACGACGACCCAAAUAGUUCUUCAUAUUACGGCAGCAGCAAAGGUGAGCCACCUGAUUCUCAUACCUGUGAAGACCCCGACCGGGACCCCGACCAAGGACCUGGGAUCCAACCCAUUCUCCCAACAUCCCCGGACCCCGAGACUUUGACCCAAACACCAAGCUUUGGAGAAUUAUUGGAGUCUAUUCCACCGUCGCCCAUUGGCCCUAGCAGCACAGUUGACGAGUGGGGCUUCAUUUAUUCUCAUCGUGCCCCGCGACAGGAUUCACUCAUCAACGACGCCCAGGCUAAUCUCUCCACGCUUGACAUCAGUGGCCUCGCAAGCACCACAGAUACCCUCAUUGAUAUCGCACCACGCUCUCCAACCGACAGUUCACCCGACGCAGAACACUUCCCUAAGAUUGACCGAUCACGAAGUUGUUCAUCAUUCCUAGGGUUUCACCUGUCUCAGAUCCAGCCAGCCCAUCCAGAGGUGACUCCAUAUUGUGCCAAUCCUGUGAACUUCUCACGCCCGUACCUUCCUCCGAACUACGAUCCCGUACUCGAGUUUGUCAGACCGCGACAUACAUUCAGCACCGAUUCUGUAGGGUAUCGCAAGCGUGACCGUACGCCUCGAGUCUAUCGAAACACGCCCCUACGGAUCUCCUCUUCGCCGGACUCACCACCAACGGCUGAACCACCAAAGGAAGAACCACCAAAGGAAGAGCCACCAAAGAAAAAACCACAGCGACGGUUUAAUUGUGGAAUUGGAGAUUUCAAAGCGCUUUGCCUUUGGGUUUGGGAUCUCGGACAAUCCUUUCGAUAUUGA
Penicillium brevicompactum is the source of this 1143-nucleotide messenger RNA. RefSeq lists its product as uncharacterized. The transcript has a single exon. Bases 1 to 1143 code for a protein of 380 amino acids. NCBI's taxonomy places the organism in Eukaryota, Fungi, Ascomycota, Eurotiomycetes, Eurotiales, Aspergillaceae. The record is from RefSeq and is a predicted model, not a curated record.